Messenger RNA from Sinocyclocheilus grahami, 607 nucleotides. RefSeq names its product HIG1 domain family member 2A-like. The record is from RefSeq and is a predicted model, not a curated record. The transcript has 2 exons. Gene Ontology annotation, cellular component: mitochondrion. The coding region runs from base 56 to 406 and encodes 116 amino acids. Lineage: Eukaryota; Metazoa; Chordata; Actinopteri; Cypriniformes; Cyprinidae. Gene Ontology annotation, biological process: mitochondrial respirasome assembly.
AUGCCCUGUUCUCUCUGUUUAUUCCACUUCCUGUUAACUGAAGUUCUAAUUAAGCAUGGCAACUGCAAUGACCCCGGUUGGCCAAGAUCAACCGACCAAAGCAGAUCCUCCACCCGUCGUGUUUGAUUUGUCUCAGCCUCCAGUUAUCGAGGGAUUCACCCCGCUGCCCAGAGCGAAGGAGGAGAAUUUUAAAGACAAAUUCAUCAGAAAGACCAAAGAGAAUCCAUUCGUCCCUAUAGGUUGUUUAGGAACAGCAGGAGCAUUGAUCUACGGCCUCAGCGCCUUCAGACGGGGCAAAACUCGACAGUCGCAGCUGCUAAUGAGAGCCCGUAUCUUCGCUCAAGGCUUCACCGUCAUUGCUAUUAUAGUGGGUGUAGCCGCCACAGCAUUGAAGCCCAAGCAGUGAAGACGAGACAGCAGACCCUGUUUGACCACACUGACAAGCGCCUUAUACGGUCCAUGGGUGGAAUGUGAUGUGAAGAUGGAAUGUACUGAACAUUAAAUGCCAAUUGUUAGCAUUUUUAUUUUCUUUAGAUGAAGGCCCAGUGUAAGAACUCUUAUUAUAGAUCGACUGUUGGCAGAUGGCACUAUUAGCAAACUUUAUCAA